AUGAAACAGAUAGCUCGUAAUUACGUGUGGUGGAGUACGUUGGACGAGGACAUCGAGCGCACGGCGCGGGAGUGCGCCGCGUGCCGCGCGGUCCGGCCCGCGCCGCCGCCCGCGCCGCUGCACUCGUGGCCCUGGCCGGCCGAGCCGUGGUCGCGUCUCAACGUCGAUUACUUAGGACCGUUCAAUAACAAGUACUAUCUUAUUAUUAUCGAUGCGCAUUCCAAGUGGAUCGAGGCCGAGAGAGUCAGUGGCACGUCCGCGGCGACGCUGAUUUCUAGUUUUAGAAAAAUAUUUGCUCGUUUCGGCCUUCCGAAAAGAGUCGUUAGCGACAACGGGCCUCCUUUUACUUCGGCGGAGUUGGCCGUUUAUUUUAAGAAAAACGGAAUCAGGCACACGCUCACCGCUCCGUACCACCCCGCAAGCAACGGCGCGGCCGAGAAUGCCGUGCGGUCGGUAAAAAGAGCGUUAAAAAAGGCUAUCGUCGAUAACGUAGACGACGAUACCGCUCUGAGUAGAUUCCUAUUCACGUAUAGGAACACGACGCACAGCACGACCGGUCGCGAGCCGGCUGUGGCACUGCUGGGGCGGCGGCUGCGCGGGCGCCUCGACCUGCUGCGCCCCGACACGGAGGAGCUGGUCCGGGACCGGCAGGUAGUCAGCGAGCGGCGCCGCGACGCCCGCUCGCGGACCGUCGUGCCCGGGGAUGCCGUCCUGUUCAGGGAUUACUCCCGCCGUAACCGGAAGUGGUCCGAGGGCGUCGUGCUCGACAGAGAGAGCCCCGAGUCGUAUGCGGUCAAAGCGAACGACGGUCAGGUGCAUAAAAGGCACCAAUUAGUGGCUAAUAAAAGUCAUCCGUCGCGUUUUUCUUUGGCGAAAAUUAAAACACCCGAUGGGCCGGAAGUGAACGUCGAGGGGGAAGAUAGUGGAGAUGAAUACGAGGAGGCGUCCGCGUCUGGUGUCCGGACCCCGCCGGUGUCCAACUUGGCGAGGGACGACCUAGAUGAGGUCUCGUCACCUCCGGGAGAAUCUGAGGGUCGCACGCGACGGCAGGCGGCUUUGCAAUGCUUGCAAAAAAUAAAUAAAAAUAAAACAUAA
Aricia agestis (brown argus) is the source of this 1095-nucleotide messenger RNA. RefSeq lists its product as uncharacterized. Gene Ontology annotation, molecular function: nucleic acid binding. Bases 1 to 1095 code for a protein of 364 amino acids. The transcript has a single exon. Gene Ontology annotation, biological process: DNA integration. Lineage: Eukaryota; Metazoa; Arthropoda; Insecta; Lepidoptera; Lycaenidae. The record is from RefSeq and is a predicted model, not a curated record.